Messenger RNA from Schizosaccharomyces osmophilus, 672 nucleotides. It is a transcript of the gene cox18, whose product is annotated as mitochondrial inner membrane insertase Cox18. Gene Ontology annotation, molecular function: membrane insertase activity. Gene Ontology annotation, biological process: mitochondrial respiratory chain complex IV assembly; protein insertion into mitochondrial inner membrane from matrix. The transcript has a single exon. The record is from RefSeq and is a predicted model, not a curated record. NCBI's taxonomy places the organism in Eukaryota, Fungi, Ascomycota, Schizosaccharomycetes, Schizosaccharomycetales, Schizosaccharomycetaceae. The coding region runs from base 1 to 672 and encodes 223 amino acids. Gene Ontology annotation, cellular component: mitochondrial inner membrane.
AUGUUGCAAACGUUAUUAAACUGCCAUGCGUAUAUGCCAUGGUGUUUUGAAAUUCCUGCGAUGGCAAUUUUUCUUCGUUCCACGAUUACAUUGCCUUUAGCUAUUUAUAGCAUAAAAACUGCACGCAGGUAUGGUCAAGUUCAACCUUUGUUAAAGGAAGCAAAAAAGAGAUGCCCGGACGACAAAGCAUAUAAAACGUUUCGGAGUAAGAUAUAUAAGAGGCUUAGUUGUCAUCCAGUUAAGCUUUACGCGUUGCCUUUUACGCAACUACCCUUGUUCGCCUUUGCGUCUUUUCAACUUCGUAAGGCCGUAGAGGUGUCUCCGGAUAGCAUGUCCACUGAGGGCAUGCUUUGGUUUCCCGACUUGACUAUGCCUGAUCCACUUGGAGUUUUACCGGCCAUUCUAGCAUGUACCUAUCUAACCAAUAUGUCCAUUCUUCGGAGGCCGCAGGAUUCCCGGCUACUGCGAAUCUUCAACACAGCUGGUAUUCUGUCCGCCUUUGCCGUCUCAUUCAUGGCUUUCAAAACUUCUACAGCUUUAUCGUUGUACUGGACGACAUCUGCUAUUUACUCCCUUGUGCAAAAUAUCUGUUUACGGAAUAUGUUUAAACAAGGAGAUCCUCGUUUGGUUUUGCGUCCCCUAAAGGCACAGAAAAAAGGAAAACCUAACUAA